AUGGUCAAGGAAAUUAAAUCCGAUUCACAAUUUACAUCCGAACUUGCCAGCACAAACAAACUGGUAGUGGUGGACUUCUUUGCCACGUGGUGUGGUCCUUGCAAAAAAGUUGCUCCGAUCUAUGAACAGCUCGCCAAUCAAUACCAACAAGAUGCCGUCUUUCUUAAAGUAGAUGUCGAUAUUUGCCAACAAACUGCUGCUCAAUGUGAAAUUUCUGCCAUGCCAACGUUUGUGCUUUUUAAGAAUAAGAAGAAGCUGGACCAAGUGGUCGGUGGAGACAUGAACAAACUCAAUCAAUUGAUUAUGAAAUACAAGGGAGCAAGUUCUUCCUCUAGCAAUGGAACAAGCUCUCAGGUUGAAGAUAAUGAACCCAUUCCAACUCAUCUUAGCACAGCAGAGGAUUUCAAAGAAGAAGGCAACAAGCGAUACAAGAAAGGAUCUUACAAGAAGGCUGCUGAGUGUUAUUCAAAGGCCAUUGAACUCGAUCCCAGUCAGGCACCCAUCUACACCAACAGAGCAGCAUGCUAUUUACAACUACAACAAUACAAGAAAGUCAUUGAGGACGCACUAAAGGCUCAACAAUUGGAUAGUAAAUUUGCAAAGGCCUACCUCAGAGCAGGUCAAGGCUAUUUACAAAUGGGUAAAACAAAAGAAGCAAAAGAACAAUUUGAGUUGGGCCUUAAAAUUGAGCCAAACAGUGAUCUUUUAAAAAAGGAACGAGAUACAGCUGUGAAAAUUGAAAAACACUUGGAGAAUGCUAAAAAUUUCCUUUCUCAAGGACUCUACAAGGAAGCUAGUGCUGAGAUUGAUUUGGCAUUACAACUUGCUCCACACUCGACCAUUUUGAAAUUAGUCAAAAUUGAAUCUCUCAUUGGUUUAAGAGAGUUUGAUACAGCUGCUAAAGAAGCUUCCACCAUUCUUCGAGAUGUUGACAGUAAUAAUUCUGACGCUUUAUUUUUGAGAGGUCAAGCACUCUAUUAUGCAGGAAACACAGAUAGCGGGCUCAAUCACAUCACACAAGCACUCAAUUUGGACCCUGACAAUCAAAAAUGUAUUCAAUUCAGAAAGCAAAUUAAGAAAAUUGAAGCCUUAAAGGAAGAAGGUAACACACUUUUGCGAAAUGGAAAAUACCAAGAGGCUUAUAACGAGUAUACCAAAGCAAUCGAAAUUGAUCCAAAGAAUGCAAAUUUGAAUGCUGUAUUGUAUUGUAAUCGAGCUGCAGCUGCAACUAAAUUGGGUAAACACGAUGUGGCUAUCAAGGAUGCCACCAAGGCCAUUGAAUUGAACGAUAGUUACUUGAAGGCCUACAUGCGUAGAGGUUCGAGCUACAUUGAGCUUGAACAAUAUGAAGAUGCCAUGCGUGACUACAACAAGGCUCACGAAUUAGAUAAGGAUAAUGAAGAAAUUGAACAAAAAUUGAAAGAGGUACGAAAAUUAUACAAACAAAGCAAGAAGAAGGAUUAUUACAAAAUUCUAGGAAUUGAAAAAUCUGCUUCCACGGACGAAAUUAGAAAGGCAUACAAGAAGCUUGCAAUGCAAUGGCAUCCAGAUCGAUAUAUUGAUGAAGAGGAGAAGAAGAAUGCCGAAAACAAAUUUAAAGACAUUACAGAGGCACACAGCAUUUUGUCAGAUCCUCAAAAACGACAACAAUAUGAUUCUGGUGCAAUGGAUGCUGAUUUCGAAGGUGGAUUCCAUGGUGGUGACAUGAACGAUAUUUUCAGAAUGUUCUUUGGUGGCAUGGGUGGCAUGCACAUGGGAGGUGGUUUUGGUGGAAUGAGUGGAGGUGGUUUUGGAAGAAGAGGUGGUGGUAUGGGUGGAGGUCAAUUCUUCUUUUAA
This is a messenger RNA of Naegleria fowleri, 1836 nucleotides long. RefSeq lists its product as uncharacterized. The record is from RefSeq and is a predicted model, not a curated record. Lineage: Eukaryota; Heterolobosea; Eutetramitea; Acrasida; Naegleriidae. Gene Ontology annotation, molecular function: protein-disulfide reductase activity; protein binding. The coding region runs from base 1 to 1836 and encodes 611 amino acids. The transcript has a single exon.